AGUGAUUUCAACAUCAAAAAUGUCACAGCAGAAAAGUUUAUUCAGCUUUUUUAGCCCUAAAUCCAAAACAGAACUUGCUACCAACAAUAAUAACAAUGUAGUUGAAGCUAAAGGGCAUACUACGCCCCCUAAACCCAAACAACCAGAGUGUGGCUUCCAAGUGGGAGACCUUGUGUGGGCCAAGUUGGAGGGGUACCCCUGGUGGGCGUCGAUGGUAUGUAAUCACCCGACCAAGGAGAUAUUCCACCAGCCCGGAAUCCGGCCCGAGAUUCACGUCCAGUUCUUUGAUGAUCCUCCAACCAGAGGUUGGGUCCAAUCCAAGUAUGUGAAGCCAUUCGUUGGUUUGGACAACAUCGACUGUCGUGCCGGCGGCUUGUUCUUCUGUCGCGACCAACAGCAGCAGACAGGUGCGACCGAAUGCAACAACGCCAUGGCGAUGUCGCGGGAGGAUCGCCUGGCGAUGGUCUUGGAUAUACUGUCAGAGGAUGAGGAGGAAGAAGAAGACAUGGAAGUUGAAAAGAUGGAAUUUGAUAAAGAUCUUUUUGAUGAUGAGGCGGACUCGGAUGCUGACAACAGUAAAGAGAACCGAGAAGAAUCUCCGAAAAAGACGCCAGGGAAGACGCCUAGAAAGAAUGGCCGCCCUACACGACCAAAGGCUAAGAGGAGAAAGAUCCUCGUGGAAUCUGGUGGAGAAGACGACUCUGCUGAUGAGUUCAAGGUUGAACCUGGCGAAGAGCAAAGCGAGUCUGAUGACUCAAGUAGUGGGGUGGACGAGAAUGAGGUCUCAGACAUGGAGGGGUCUGAUACAGAAUCUCCCAGGAAGAAAACUGGCAAGAGAAAGCGCGACGGCAAGGGAAGUGUGUCAACCCCUAACAAACCCACCGAAAGUCUCAAGAAAUUCUUCACUCCUGUCUCCAGUGGUAAAAGCUCGGUAGCGACACCAGUGGCGAAUAAUGAAACUAAACCUCUCACCAAUGGAAAUAGUUCUGCCGCGUCGACGCCAACAAUGAAGAGCACACCGGUGACACCUGUGGUGAACAGUGCAACUAAAUCGAAGUUGGCUGCAUUCUCGGCACCGAACUCUAGCCCAAAUCCAACAGCAGUAGGAGAGGACGACAGUGGAAUAGUUUACACACAUUACACCUUGGACUUCAUCAAGCCUGACAAGCUCAAGGACGCCAAAGGAAGACCAAAAGGCCACGAAGACUAUGAUCCGAAGACACUACUUGUUUCCGGUGACUUUCUGAGAGGUUUGACACCUGCGAUGCGCCAGUGGUGGGAAUUGAAGAGUCAACACUUUGACACGGUCCUCUUCUUCAAAGUUGGCAAGUUCUACGAGCUGUACCAUAUGGAUGCUGUGACGGCCGUCAACGAGCUUGGUCUCAUUUAUAUGAAGGGAAACCACGCUCAUUCCGGUUUCCCGGAGAUCGCCUACGGUCGCUACGCAGACAUCUUGGUGCAAAAAGGUUACAAGGUCGCACGCAUUGAGCAGACGGAAUCUGUGGACGCCAUGCAAGAAAGAUGUAAACAAAAGAAAAACUCGACGAAAUUUGACAAAGUUGUCCGUAGGGAGAUUUGCCGUAUCACAACAAAGGGCACAAAAACAUACAGCUUUAUCGACGGGAAUCCUUCAGACAAUCAGAACGCGUAUUUGUUAUCUGUCGUCGAGAAGUCACAUGACGAUACGUCUGGUGGUGGAUGUAUGUACGGUGUCUGUUUCAUUGACACUUCCAUUGGAAAAUUCCACAUCGGCCAGUUUGAGGACGAUCGCCAUUGCUCGAGAUUCCGUACUUUAGUCGCGCAUUUCACACCAGUGCAAGUGAUUUAUGAAAAAGGGAAACUCUCACAGAAGACAUGGACAUUUAUCAAUUCAAAUUUGAUUUCCGUUAUAAAGGAGCAGCUCACUCCGAAGGAGUUUUGGGACGGAUCGAAAACGUUGAAAUGUUUGUCGGAGGAGAAGUAUUUCCAGGAUGAGGAGAAAGCUGGAGAGUUUGAAUGGCCGUCUGCUCUCAAGAAGAUGAUCUCGGACAGUGACACCCUUGGUCACACCCCUGGGGAUAACUACCAAUUAGCCAUGAAUGCCUUGGGAGGGAUCGUUAGCUACCUGAGGAUGAGUUACCUUGACAUUGAGCUUCUCUCAAUGAAGAACUUUGAGGAGUAUGUCCCAAUUGAUCGAGCGUCUGCUUCAAAGGUCAAGUCGAGUGUCUUUAGAAGCGGACAACAUAUGGUGCUAGAUGGCGUCACCUUGGCGAAUCUCGAGGUCGUGGCGAACUCAACAACAGGAACGCGUGAAGGGACAUUGAUUGAUCGACUCGACCAGUGCUCAACUCCAUUUGGAAGAAGGCUCUUCAAACAAUGGCUGUGCACCCCUCUUUGUAAUCCGUACGCCAUCAACGAACGUCUUGAUGCUGUCGAGGACCUGAUGAAUAAUCAGGAUGUCGUGUCGGAGGUCACAGAUAUCCUGAAGAAGCUACCGGACUUGGAGAGGUUGCUAAGCAAGAUCCACACACUCGGCUCUGCAACGAGAAGCAAAGAACAUCCCGAUGGUCGGGCUGUCUUCUUCGAGGAUCUCAAAUACAGCAAACGAAAGAUCGAGGAUUUCCUCGACACGUUGAAUGGCUUCAAGCUGUCUCUCCAAGCCAUGAAACUGUUCAAGAAGUGUGUCACAUCUUUCAAGUCAAAGCUCUUGAAGCAGACUGUUGGCAUCAAGACCAGUUCAAACUCGGAGGGACGUUUCCCUGAUAUAUCAGGAGAUCUGCAGUUCUUUGAUGAUUCCUUUGAUCAUAAUAAAGCCAGGCAAGAUGGAAAGAUUCUGCCAAAUCACGGGGUCGACCCGGAAUACGACGGAGCACUGGUGGAAAUCAGCACAGCGAAGGUAGAAUUGGAUGAUUACUUGAAGAAACAGAAGCAGAGACUAGGAUGCAAGACUCUGACCUACUGGGGUUCAGGGAAAAACCGUUUCCAAAUUGAGGUGCCAGACUCUGUGUCGAAGAACGUUCCCCACCAAUACGAGCUGAAGUCACAAAAGAAGGGCUACAAACGAUAUUGGACGGAUGAUAUCGAGGAUCUGUUCAGCGUGAUGACGACAGCAGAGGACCGGCGUGAUGUGGCCCUGCGAGAUGUGAUGAGGAGGAUUUUCUAUGCUUUUGAUAAGAAGUACAAGAUGUGGGAGACAGUCAUCCAGUGCCUGUCUGUCCUGGAUGUCCUCAUCAACCUGUCUGCGUACAGCCGUUGUGGUGAUGGUAUGAUGUGUAGACCUGAUGUUAUCAGUCCUGAUGAGGACACAAGGCCAUUUAUCGAGAUCAGGGAAGGGCGUCACCCCUGCAUUUCGAGGACCUUCUCUGGCGGAGAUUUCAUCCCCAAUGACACAGUUGUUGGGACCAAGGAUGAAAAUGAUGAGGAUACCAAAGGGAACACGGACAGCAGCGUUGUCUUGGUUACGGGACCAAACAUGGGUGGCAAGUCGACUUUGAUGAGACAAGUCGGUCUGAUUGUUAUCACGGCUCAGUUGGGUUGCUAUGUACCGGCUGAGAAGUGUUGCCUGACACCUGUUGAUAGAGUAUUCACACGUUUGGGAGCAUCGGACAGAAUUAUGGCAGGUGAGAGUACGUUUUUUGUUGAAUUGAGUGAGACGUCUGCCAUCCUCCAACACGCCACGCAGCAUUCCUUGGUCCUCAUGGAUGAGCUGGGACGAGGUACGGCCACCUAUGAUGGCACCGCAAUAGCAUGUGCAGUCGUCAACGAACUCUCGCAGAACAUUCGAUGCAGGACGUUAUUCUCGACGCACUAUCAUUCGUUGGUUGAGGAAUUCUCGCACGAUCCGAAUAUAAGAUGUGGUCAUAUGGCAUGCAUGGUUGAGAAUGAAAAUGAGGAAGACCCGAGUCAGGAGACCAUCACAUUCUUGUACAAGUUCAUCAAGGGCGAGUGUCCAAAGAGUUACGGCUUCAACGCGGCGAGGUUAGCCGACCUGCCUGAAGAGGUCAUCGCUGUAGCGAGGAGGAAGGCUAAGGAGUUUGAGGAAGCACAGAAUAGGAUGAAAGUGUUCAGGAUGCUGCGAAAGCUUAAAGAAUUCUCAGCAGACAACAUCAAGAAUCUCCAAAACCAGAUCUGUGUCGCAUGAGUUAGCAACAACCAUGAUGAUCUUUACUGCUAAAACCACAUAUUGCUAAUGUAGCAGACUUAUCUGUCCUAUUUGCAAACGUAUUAACCCUUUUGUGUUCAUGACUGUUCCAUUUGCCAUAAAGACUCUGUGUCGCUUGCUAUAGUAGCUUGCUUGACGAUGUUGAAUCUUAAACUACUGUAUUGCUAGAAAACUGAGAAUUUCAUUUGAGAAUUGAAAAUUGUCAUUUGUUUGUUACCUAUACAGUUUUGAAUGCAAAUGUUGUAAUCAUGAUGAGACUUGUGUAUGUAGUCUUUUUCCUGUUAAACAGGCGACAUUUCUGCUAAGAAUGCAUCUAUGUUGAUUUCAUUCAUGUGCAAAAGUCAUUAAGCGAUUCUCACUUAUUCGAAAUGUUUGCAAGUCUCUAGGCCUACUAGAGAUCAAAUUGUGUGCUUGAUUUUCUGUACUCGUGCAUUUAUCAUUUUGCAACAAAUAUCACGUGUAGAUGAAA
Lineus longissimus is the source of this 4610-nucleotide messenger RNA. Its product is annotated as DNA mismatch repair protein Msh6-like. Gene Ontology annotation, cellular component: MutSalpha complex; nucleus. Lineage: Eukaryota; Metazoa; Nemertea; Pilidiophora; Heteronemertea; Lineidae. Gene Ontology annotation, biological process: mismatch repair. Gene Ontology annotation, molecular function: ATP binding; mismatched DNA binding; ATP-dependent DNA damage sensor activity. The record is from RefSeq and is a predicted model, not a curated record. The transcript is spliced from 24 exons. Bases 20 to 4120 code for a protein of 1366 amino acids.